UAUUCCAUUCCUAUAAAUCCCUCCUCCCAAUCAUCUUCUUUUUCAUCAUCCAUCAAUCAUCAUCGCCUUUUCCAGAUACAUUAUCUCUCUGAAUCUCAAAUGGCUAAACCAGCUGCCUCUCUCUCUUUUCUCCUUCUAUUCCUCUCUUUCCUUUCAGGACGAGAUUUGCUGGCCCUAAAUGCACAGAAAACGUGGUGUAUUCCGAAGCCUUCGUCGGAUCAAGCGACGUUGUUAGCGAAUAUCAAUUACGCUUGUGCACAAGUAGAUUGUAGAAUAAUGCAGAAAGGAUGCCCCUGCUCUUAUCCUGAUACUUUGAUCAACCGUGCGGCCAUAGCUAUGAGUUUGUAUUACCAUUCCAAAGGGAAGAAUCAAUGGAACUGUGAUUUUAGAGGAUCUGGUCUUAUGGUCAUCACUGAUCCAAGUUAUGGGAACUGUAUUUACCCUUGAAGCUGAGUGAAGAAGAAGUAUAGGAGGGAAACAAUUACUUUUGCCCAAAAGCAGAUUUAGUCAUAAAAAGUGAUUUUAAGUAUAAAGUUUGUUUUAGAGUCUAUAUUUUUUUUUUUAGUAUAAACGUUGUUUGGAUCUUACUUUUUAUAAUUGAAAGUCGUCCUGAUGUAAGUGAAAAGAUACCUAUUCUAAAGUUUUAGAGUAAAUAAAACGAAGCAACAUUAGAUAGAUUGAUCAAA
Messenger RNA from Cucumis sativus (cucumber), 686 nucleotides. RefSeq names its product glucan endo-1,3-beta-D-glucosidase. The coding region runs from base 100 to 447 and encodes 115 amino acids. Lineage: Eukaryota; Viridiplantae; Streptophyta; Magnoliopsida; Cucurbitales; Cucurbitaceae. The record is from RefSeq and is a predicted model, not a curated record. The transcript has 4 exons.